CUUUCUUAUUGUACAGCUAGCCCAAUAAACCCAGAGGAUACGGUCAUGUUUAUCUUCACCCCGACGCCCAGGCCUCUCCUUCAUUUUCCCCUUCCAUUGCAUUUCUUCACCAGGUCAUUGACAUGGCUACUCUGUUGCUUGAAUCGGUCAUUGAUGACAUUUUGGGGGCUGUUCCCUCCUGAGAACAGCCGCUCUGUCACCGAGUCGCUUGCCAACCACUCCUUCAACAUUUCGGAUGGCGCGGUGCAACCGUUGCUGGGAAGCAAGUCAACUCGAAUCUCCAUCUCAUGAUUGAGGACGACUCACCCUUUCCCAGUAGCGUUGCUAGCGUUUCCCGAAACUUGAGACAUGAUGGAGCUGAUGAUGCUUAUCCGACUUUCCUCAAUG
Pseudomassariella vexata is the source of this 387-nucleotide messenger RNA. RefSeq lists its product as uncharacterized. The record is from RefSeq and is a predicted model, not a curated record. The transcript has a single exon. NCBI's taxonomy places the organism in Eukaryota, Fungi, Ascomycota, Sordariomycetes, Amphisphaeriales, Pseudomassariaceae. The coding region runs from base 46 to 291 and encodes 81 amino acids.